Molecule: messenger RNA, 1548 nt
Organism: Salarias fasciatus (jewelled blenny)
Lineage: Eukaryota; Metazoa; Chordata; Actinopteri; Blenniiformes; Blenniidae
Gene: exosc9
Product: exosome component 9
Exons: 12
Coding region: 105-1388 (427 amino acids)
Biological process (GO): U4 snRNA 3'-end processing; nuclear-transcribed mRNA catabolic process, deadenylation-dependent decay; nuclear mRNA surveillance
Cellular component (GO): cytoplasmic exosome (RNase complex); nuclear exosome (RNase complex)
Molecular function (GO): mRNA 3'-UTR AU-rich region binding
Source: RefSeq, a predicted model, not a curated record
CAACACGAAUGGCGUCCACAUGUGUAUCUGAGCUGUGAAUCAAAACAUUGAUCGAAAGGUUGAAUUUAAUCAGAAUUAAAUUGAUUGAAUAAGAAUCAAACGAGAUGAAAGACACUCCGCUGUCCAACUGUGAGCGGGACUUUAUUCUGAAAGCCAUCGAGGAGAAAAAGCGUCUGGAUGGACGGCAGACUUACGACUUCCGAAGGAUAAAAAUCACAUUUGGAACCGACUAUGGAUGCUGUUUCGUGGAUCUGGGGAAAACCAGGGUCAUGGCUCAGGUCUCCUGUGAGCUGGUGGCUCCGAAAGAGAGUCGACCCAACGAGGGGAUCAUGUUCUUCAACAUCGAGCUGUCACCCAUGGCGUCUCCGGCAUUCGAGCAGGGACGACAGUCGGAGCUGUCGGUGAAGCUGAACCGACAGCUGGAGAGAUGUCUGAGGAACUCCAAGUGCAUCGACACCGAGUCUCUGUGUGUGGUGGCUGGAGAGAAGGUGUGGCAGAUCCGGGUGGACGUCAGCAUGCUGAACAACGACGGGAACCUGAUGGACGCCGCCAGCGUGGCCGCCAUCACGGCGCUGUGUCACUUCAGACGCCCCGACGUCGGCAUCCAGGGCGACGAAGUCACCGUGUACAGUCCAGAGGAGCGAGACCCGAUUCCUCUCAGCAUCUAUCACAUGCCCAUCAGCAUCAGCUUCUCCUUCUUCCAGCAGGGGACGUUCCUGCUGGUGGAUCCGUGUGAGAGGGAGGAGCGAGUGAUGGACGGCCUGCUGAUGAUCGCCAUGAACAAACACAGAGAGAUCUGCUCCAUCCAGUCCAGCGGAGGCAUCAUGCUGCUGAAGGAGCAGGUGAUGAGAUGCAGCAAAAUCGCAGCGGUCAAAGUGUCUGAGAUCACAGAGCUCAUCAGCAAGGCGCUGCUGAACGACAGAACGGCCCGGAAAGCGGGCGGUCGGUGCGGUUUUGCCGAAUCGAUGCCUCAGGAGCGGAUCACCGCUCUGAAGACAGACGAGACGCUCAUGGAGACGUCGGACGUGACGGAACGAGCCAACGACAUCGUGGAGAAGGCCGGGGCUCCGCCUCAGACGGUCCCGUCCCCGCUGGUCCCCGCCCCCGGGGUCGGACAGGUCAGCCAGGGGCAGCAGAACACCUGGGGGCUCCAGGAGGAAGACGAGGACGACGACGAUGAUGAUGAUGAGCAGAAUGGAAAAGAAACAAAGAUGGAGACGGAGCCACAAGAGGAGGAGAAAGGAGCAGGAGAUGUGGUUGAAAUCUCCGACAGCGAGGAGGAGGAAGUGGUCAUUCUGACUUCAGAGACAUCAGGCCAAGCAAAAAACGCGGACUCCAGUUCUCACCAGAAGAGGGCAGCAGCGUCGAAGAGAAGGCCCAAGAAAUAAGGAGAGCAUGAUCUGCUGCAGCAUCUCUUCACAUUGAACUGUUUCCUGGCUUUUUGUGAUGCUUCGCCUCCUUGUGGAAGCAGCCGAGAGACAAAAAAGGACUUGUCAUACAUGUUUUUGUUUUGUUUCUACUCAUUAAAGUAUGUCUUGAAUUUUUUCA